AUUUGAUCGUCUCGUCUUCGCUGUCAUCGCCAUCUCUGGUGGCUACGCUGGCGCGACGACUACAAUUUCGACGACCCGCAACCCCCCUCGAAUCGCGCCUAGCACCGCCCACGUCCCUAAGUCCAAAAUGACUGCGCACGCGACGAAGUCGGCGGUGGCAUCGCCGGUGUUCGUUCGUAUAUUGAACUAUCUAUUUCGGAGGUUAGGACUAUUUGUUGCUGAUCACGAUAAACUCGUACUAGCGGCCACACUGCUACUAACCGUCAUUUGUUCAGUGAAGAUCGUUUUCACUCCUCAACAAGAUGAUAUUCGAACAGGCUACACGCCCCGAGGAGCCCGAUCGCGAGAAGAAAUGGCCGUGUUCAAUGAGUUUUUCUCCUACUCGAAUCGGGAUCCAAUCGCUGUUUUUGCGUUUGUCGUAGCUAAGGACGGUGGCUCAAUGGCCCGAAUAGAACAUUUGAAAGAGGCCGUACGACAGUUGGAUUAUGCCGGUACAAAUGUCACUCAUCGUGGUCGUUCAUUCUACUCGCUUUGCACUGAUUUUUGCGAAAUCAACGAGCCGAUUCGACAAUUUUACAAUGGUCUUGUGAUGAAAGGCAACUCGUCCGAGCUUGAUCAACCGAUAUCGCUCACUUUUCCAACAAUGGAAGUGCUUGGCACAAAACUUGACCUUAGUCCGAAUUUCUUCGGUGUUGAGACGAAUGCCACUGAUCAUACCGUAACCUUUCUAAAAGUCGUUGGAGUGCAGUACCGAGCUGGACCACCGGACGAUUGGGAUAAAUAUGAUCUACAACAUUAUGAACGAGGAUUAUCAGCUUAUUUUCAGAAAGAAAUGCAAUCGGAUCUGUUGAAUAUAUACGCUUUUUCGCUGACAUACACAUCGGACGAGAUUGUCAGAACCGGCCUUUCCAUCUUUCCAUAUUUGGCUGUCGGAUUUACAAUCAUGAGCAUUUUCUCGGUGGCUACUGUAUUUUACAGUAGCAUGUCAAUGAAUCAGUGGAGCAAUCACAAGAUCACAAAUGCAGUAUUCGGUUGUAUAUGUCCUUUACUGGCUACCUCAUCCGCAUUGGGAUUCCUUUUCUGGUGUGGAUUUCGCUUUGGGACUAUCCUCUGCGUCACACCAUUCUUAGUCCUAGCUAUUGGUGUCGAUGAUGCCUACCUCAUGAUGCAUUCGUGGAUGCGAAUCUCUACUAAUGAUUCAACAAUGACAAGGCGUGAAAGAAUAGCCCACAUGUUGGUGGAUGUGGGUCCAUCUGUAACUAUUACCUCAUUGACGAAUUUUCUGGCUUUUCUUGUGGGAUAUUAUACUCCUACGCCAGAAAUUCAACUGUUCUGCAUUGGUAACUCAGUGGCAAUACUCUUCGAUUACUUUUAUCAGAUCACUAUGUAUGCUGCACUCAUGUCGAUAACGGGUGAUUUUGAAAUGCGAAAAGCAUCAAAAGCUUCCAAUGACCCUCAGUGGGUGACUUUAAAAAAGCAAAUGUUCUCUGACUAUCUCGAUGAGUACUCGCAAUGGUUGGCGAGUAAAUUUACAGCUACAUUCCUACUCAUAGUACUGAUAAUCUACUGGUUCCUCAGCAUCUUGGGUGCCACACAGAUUCAAAUCAUCUUGUCGGCUGAUAAGCUCGUGCUACAAGACUCGGAUUUGAUUACUAUGAACCAUCUGCGUGAACACUACAUUCUUGUAAACUACACCGUUGCAAAUCUUUUCGUGCAAAACCCUGGAGAUCUUGACGAUCCAGCUCGACUGCGGAUGGUGAACAGCCUUGUAGCAGCUUUCGAAUCCUAUCCGGAAUGUCUGGGUGCAAAUUUUAGCCAUUACUUUGUUCGAGAUUAUAAGUUCUUCCGUGAGAUGGUCGAACUUGAGGAAGAAGAGGCCUUUGGCGAAGGACCACAACGAAAUGAAACGUUUACAAAAGCAGCCAUGCAAUCAUUCUUCUCAUGGCCAGAGUUCAAACAUUGGAAUGGCUUUGUUAAAUUCGAUGAAAAGGGAAAGUUGACCCGGAUAUGGAUUACUAUCUCCUACCAUGGAGAUCGAAUGGGUGACAAUGUCUACAGAAAGGGAAUCCUAGAAAAGUGGCGGCGAACAGCAGAUAGCUACCCAGCCUUGAAUGUUUCCGUAUUCGAUGAUUACGCACCAUUCUUGGAUCAGCUCGAUUCGAUGCUCCCAGCAACCAUCUCCACCUCUAUAUGCACUUUAUUGUGCAUGAUGCUUGUUUGCUUUAUAUUUAUGUACAAUUUAUUCACUGUAAUUGUUGCUACGAUAUCUAUAACUUCAAUUUGCAUUGGAGUGUUUGGAAUGCUAUCCUUCUGGGGUGUUGAUCUCGAUCCAAUAUCUAUGGCCACUACGAUCAUGUCUAUCGGAUUCAGUGUAGAUUUUCCGGCUCACAUUACAUUCCACUAUUUCCGAGAAGGUCUUGAAGAUCCCGACUCAACACCGGCAAGACGGAUAGCCAAAUCGCUAGCAGCCAUAGGUUUUCCACUUCUUCAAUGUGGAAUUUCUACGGUGUUAUUUGUUCUUUGCUUAUUGUUUGUGAAGACCUACAUGAGUGAGGUGUUUGUUAAAACUAUGGUACUCGUCGUAACAUUGGGCCUUAUUCAUGGCCUGAUAUUUGUGCCCGCAUUCUUAUGCGCUCUUACCUCAAUAUACAAUACCUUUUUCAAAGACAGAUUUUGGGGGAGUCAGUCUUCAAUAGCGGAUUGGUUCACUCGAAAGGAUUCAAGACCUUCAAGCGUAGGAAAAGUCAGUGGGACCGUUCCUGCUUAGACAAGAUCUUCAUAUAAAUCUAUAUUACUCAAGAAGCUGAGAACUAGAGAAGAGUCUGAGUAUCUUACCUUAAGUGUUCAACCAAUUAGGUCUUUCUUUCACCGAACUCAGGUGUGUACGAGCACGUAACUGAUCUUAUUGCUUGCCUAGCAAUGACUGCCAAUGUGAAGCAUAAAUUUGCGUGCGAUUCGUGGAUAUUUCCGUCUUAUUGCGCUUUAGUCGUACGAACGACUUUUCUAUACAUAGGUUGUUUUGUUCUUUAAGGGACAGACAAUGCCUUAGUAGUGCCUUCAGUGUGGUCUUAUGAUCUAUUUGUUAUUGCUAAUAGCAAAUCAUUCGCUUGUUUUAUCGUUACUUCUGUAACGAGAUAUUACGUGUAAUUCAUUCUGGUGCACUGUGUUUGAUAAAUUUUAU
Cylicocyclus nassatus is the source of this 3181-nucleotide messenger RNA. NCBI's taxonomy places the organism in Eukaryota, Metazoa, Nematoda, Chromadorea, Rhabditida, Strongylidae. The record is from the annotation of a GenBank genome assembly.